Molecule: messenger RNA, 693 nt
Organism: Bombyx mandarina (wild silkworm)
Lineage: Eukaryota; Metazoa; Arthropoda; Insecta; Lepidoptera; Bombycidae
Product: serine/arginine repetitive matrix protein 1-like
Source: RefSeq, a predicted model, not a curated record
AUGUCGGGGGGGACAUCACCCCCCAUAAUCAGCACACCCGGCCCGUCCUGCAAGGGACGUCAAGUGAUGACGAACCUCAGAUUCCGACCUUCACCGGCAACCCGUACAAUCUCGAUGGGACUCGGAACGGACAGUCCGCCCGGGCCUUCGGUCGCGGCCCAGAGGACUCCGAGGAUCGAACCGGAGGAAGAUAUCCUUCCCCCGUUGACCGAUCCCUCUGGGCCCUCUCGGCCGCGGAAGAAGGCCAGGUCCGAGUCCGACCGAGGCUCAUCGAGCGAAAAGGACAAGCGUCCAAGAUUAGGCCCCUCGUCUAGAUCGGAGGGAGAGGAGAGUGCGACCACAUCUUCUGCACAUUCCUCAACCGAAUCGGUCACUCCUUCCUCGUCUAGGUCUUCGUCCCCCUCUGGGAGUCCAAUCCCAGCUCAACCAAUUCCGAAGCCUAGGGCUCCCGCCAGGACAGGGACAGCCCUAAGGCAAGUAAGAUCCCCUCCUCGCUCUCCUUCCCCAACGUUAUCCCCAAUCCCGGUAGACUCAACCCGAGGUGCCCCCGCCCUAAGCGGCACGGCGGGCAACCUGGACUCCACCAGGUACAUGGACCUCGAGUCUACCAGACCUCAACAGGUCCUUAAGCCCAACCCCACUCCCUCUACCUCCUAUGCUGCCAUGGCAGCUAGGCCAGGUAUNGCUUACUAG